Neltuma alba is the source of this 1560-nucleotide messenger RNA. RefSeq names its product EEF1A lysine methyltransferase 2. Gene Ontology annotation, cellular component: cytoplasm. NCBI's taxonomy places the organism in Eukaryota, Viridiplantae, Streptophyta, Magnoliopsida, Fabales, Fabaceae. The record is from RefSeq and is a predicted model, not a curated record. The coding region runs from base 129 to 1160 and encodes 343 amino acids. Gene Ontology annotation, molecular function: protein-lysine N-methyltransferase activity. The transcript has 7 exons.
GGCUCAUUUCGUUGUAGCUCAAGAUCGAAACCUGUGUCAGCGAAGAAAAUAUCCUGCUAUUACACAGUCCACAAACAGCAGUAAAAUCUCAAAACCGCCUCUCUCUCUCUGCGUCGUGACCGUCGUACAUGGCCGGUUUUCGUCUCCAUCUUGAGGAGUCCGACGCCUCACAGCAGGCGCGGGCAGCAGUUUCUGUGCCCUCGGCCGAUCUGGUCUCCGACGAUGACCGCUCUGUCGCCGCAGAUUCUUGGUCCAUCAAGAGUGAUUACGGCAGCACCCUAGACGACGAGCAGCGCCAUGCUGACGCUGCUGAAGCUCUGUCCAAUGCCAACUUCCGGGCCGCCUCGGAUUACAGUUCUGACAAGGAUGAACCUGAUGCUGAGGCAGUUACGUCAAUGCUAGGUUUUCAGAGUUAUUGGGAUUCUGCUUAUGCAGAUGAGCUUGCAAAUUUUCGUGAGCAUGGCCAUGCUGGUGAAGUCUGGUUUGGAGUUGAUGUGAUGGAAAAAGUUGUGUCAUGGACCAAAGCCUUGUGCCUUGACAUUUCUCAAGGUCGCAUACCUGAAAAUCUUGAUGAUAUCAAGUACGAGCCUACUGAACAGGAUGAUAAGUUCUUAUCUAGUUGGAGUGUACUUGACAUUGGAACUGGCAAUGGUCUUCUUCUCCAGGAACUGGCUAAACAAGGGUUCUCUGAUUUAACUGGUACUGAUUAUAGUGAAGGGGCCGUAAGCCUUGCCCAAAGCCUUGCUGAUCGUGAUGGGCUUUCCAACAUCAAAUUUUUGGUUGAUGAUGUUCUCGAGACAAAGUUGGAACGACAGUUUCGACUGGUCAUGGAUAAGGGGACUCUAGAUGCUAUUGGAUUGCAUCCUGAUGGUCCUGUCAAGAGAAUGAUGUACUGGGACUCCCUGUUUAAGUUGGUUGCUCCUGGUGGAAUACUAGUAAUCACAUCGUGUAACAGUACAAAGGAUGAACUGGUGCAAGAAGUCGAAAGUUUCAACCAGAGAAAAAUUGCUACUGCACAGGAGCAUGAAUCGGCUGAGGACGGGCAACCAGGCAAAGAUCUUCCAUUUCAAUAUGUAAGCCAUAUCCGCACAUACCCAACCUUCAUGUUUGGAGGUGCGGUUGGCUCCCGUGUUGCCACGGUGGCGUUCCUUCGGAACUGAAGUGACUAUCAUUCAUCAUUCUGGAUUUGGCCCCCUUCUAAAACCAGGUUUGAAAAUUGUUAGUGUUAGUAUGCGUGUGUAGUUGGUUGUUUUGUAUUAAACCGUAGAUAUUUGGUUAUUAUUCAUGUAAAACUAGUUCUGGGGUGGAUAACUCAUAUGGGAAUCAAGCUGGGUUCAAAUAGUCGCCCUUUUCGACUUUUUGGUCUUCCUAAUGUGUCUACCUUCUACUUACCCUUUUUCAGAAAUUUCUAAAUGGUCAAGGGAUCGUGUACUUUUUUUUUUUUUUGUCAUUUGGUAGACGCUCAAAUGGAGGGAGAUGGUAAAAUUUUGAUGUUGUUUGUUUCGUCAUUGGCGAACUAGACUUUUAACAUGUUUCGUAGUACAACAUGUUUUGUUUGGA